AUGGAGGCCGCAAAAGCCUGGCGUUUCACGACUCGUGGCCCUCCCCGAGAUGUUCUUCGUAUCGAGUCCAUCCCCUGCCCAUCGUUGCCUCCCGCAGUGAAAACUCCCAAAGAGUACCAGCAUCAACCUUGGGUUCUGAUCAAAGUGUCUCACGCGGCCCUCAACCCUGGGGGGUCCUACUUCAUUGCUAUUUUCCCCGCUUUUUCCCGAGCAAAGACUGCAAUUCCAGAAAUUGAGUUCUCGGGCGAAGUGUUGGAAAUUUGGAUGCCCUCUGACUCCCAGUCCGCCGGGCUCCACAUCCAAAAGGGGGAUCUAGUUGCCGGAAUGAUACCCACGGCGCUCACAGCUGCUGGAAUCGGAGCUCUAGCAACUCAUCUAGCUAUUCCAGCCGAGCUUGUGGUGAAGCUGCCUCAUGGUGUACCUGUAAGGGACGCAGCCGGCAUAACAGUGGCAGGUAUGACAGCCCUGCGCAUGGCGCGUGACGCUGGGAUGCAGCCCGGUCACCGGGUUCUCGUUAAUGGUGCAAGCGGUGGCGUUGGCACAAUGGCCGUGCAAGUUGCGCGCGAUAUUGUAGGGAAGAAGGGCGUUGUUGUGGCCGUCUGCUCCGGUAGGAAUGCCAAGAUGGUGAGGGAGCUGGGCGCCGAUGAGGUCAUUGACUAUACCAUACUUUCUAACCUUGCUGACGAGCUAUCUCGUCGCUUCGCCACCCAGCAGUUCGAUUGCGUCCUAGAUUGCGUCGGCAUCCCGGACCUCUACAACGCCAGCGCGGCGUUCCUAAUACCAGGAAAGCCGUACGUGGCGACGAUUGUGAAACCGCAGGCGAUGAGCCUGCCUAGCUUUGCAUUGGCAGUGGGGAAGAUGGUCUGCAAUAUGGUCUGGCCGACAUCCAGAUGGCUAGGUGGAGUGGGAAGGAAAUGGAAAACAGUGUAUAUGAUGGACGCGACGAGAAACGAAAGAGAAGAGUUGUUAAAGAUGGUGGCGGAGGGGAAACUUAGAGUCGUGGUGGAUAGUGUUUGGAGGUUUGAGGAGGUGUUGGGAGGGUAUGAUAUCCUGUGGUCGGGAAGGGCAAGAGGGAAGGUGAUUGUUAUGAUGGAUGGAGAGUAA
Molecule: messenger RNA, 1104 nt
Organism: Rhinocladiella mackenziei CBS 650.93
Lineage: Eukaryota; Fungi; Ascomycota; Eurotiomycetes; Chaetothyriales; Herpotrichiellaceae
Exons: 2
Coding region: 1-1104 (367 amino acids)
Cellular component (GO): mitochondrion
Molecular function (GO): oxidoreductase activity; zinc ion binding
Source: RefSeq, a predicted model, not a curated record